Messenger RNA from Paraphaeosphaeria sporulosa, 492 nucleotides. RefSeq lists its product as uncharacterized. The coding region runs from base 1 to 492 and encodes 163 amino acids. Lineage: Eukaryota; Fungi; Ascomycota; Dothideomycetes; Pleosporales; Didymosphaeriaceae. The record is from RefSeq and is a predicted model, not a curated record. The transcript has a single exon.
AUGGCCGACAACAAGAACUACGAUGACGAGCCGCAUGAGCGGACGACGAUGCAGCAGAAGAAGGCGAUCAAUGCAAAGAAGCAGGCAAAGCGCGAAUCCGGCGAGCAGACGGCACGGUCACGGUCCUCGUCCCGCCGCGCCCGGCGGCAGCGCAUCCAGAAGGGCAUGGAGGACGGCAAGUACCUGAAGACGACGUCGCUGGAGGCGCUCGAGGAGGCUGACGCGAAUGGCGAGCUCAAUCAGAUGGGCAUGUUCGAGCGCAUCGGCCCGGACAGCACCUCCAUGGACGGCCCCGUUACCUAUGCCCGCGCAAUGCGCGGCGAGAUCCCCAUGCGCGGCACCGACCCCAACCAGCCCUACCGGAUGGAGCCCCAGGAGAAGAAGAGUUCGCUCGACGACACCGACGGCCUCAAGCUCAAGCUGGAUGCCAACUUGGAGAUAGAAAUCGAGCUCAAGGCCUCCAUCCGGGGUGAUCUGACCCUGUCGUUAUAG